Messenger RNA from Cebus imitator (Panamanian white-faced capuchin), 872 nucleotides. RefSeq names its product acyl-coenzyme A thioesterase 1-like. Gene Ontology annotation, biological process: fatty acid metabolic process; acyl-CoA metabolic process. Gene Ontology annotation, molecular function: fatty acyl-CoA hydrolase activity. The record is from RefSeq and is a predicted model, not a curated record. The transcript has 2 exons. Bases 57 to 758 code for a protein of 233 amino acids. Lineage: Eukaryota; Metazoa; Chordata; Mammalia; Primates; Cebidae.
CAGGCCCGCCCACUGACUCGGCAGAGCUGGGUCGACCCUAUUCUACCCAGGUUGCAAUGGCAGCGACGCUGAUCCUGGAGCCCGCCGGCCGCAGCUGCUGGGACGAGCCGGUGCGCAUCGCCGUGCGCGGCCUGGCGCCGGAGCAGCCCGUCACGCUGCGCGCGUCCCUGCGCGACGAGAAUGGCGCGCUCUUCCGGGCCCACGCGCGCUACCGCGCCGACGCCCGCGGGGAGCUGGACCUGGAGCGCGCGCCCUCGUUGGGCGGCAGCUUCGCGGGGUGCGAGCCCAUGGGGCUGCUCUGGGCGUUAAAGCCCGAGAAAGCCUUGGGGAGGCUGGUGAAGCGCGACGUGCGGACGCCCGUCCCCGUGGAGCUGGAGGUGCUGGACGGCCACGACCCCGAGCCUGGGCAGCUGCUGUGCCACGCGCGGCACGAGCGCCACUUCCUCCAGCCCGGCGUGCAGCGCGAGCUGGUGCGUGCGGGCCGGGUACGCGCCGCGCUCUUCCUGCCGCCAGGCAAGGGGACCUUUCCCGGGAUCAUUGAUCUAUUUGGGAGUGGCGGUGGCCUUUGUGAAUACAGGGCCAGCCUCCUGGCCGGACACGGUUUUGCUGUGCUUGCUCUGGCUUAUUUCAGAUUUGAAGACCUCCCCGAACAUCUGAAUGAUAUACACCUGGAGUACUUUGAAGAAGCCGUGGACUUUAUGCUGCAGCAUCCAAAGGUGGGUUCUGGUGAUCACCUGAGUGUAGAAGAGAGCAGGUAGAGCUGAUGGACAGCUGAACACUGGGAACUAGAAACAUACCAGGAGAUACCAAGUCUCCUUCAAAAGUUUUAGGAUGGAAGCUGGGCAUGGUGAUGCACAUCUGUAGUCCCAGCU